Molecule: messenger RNA, 1075 nt
Organism: Pseudo-nitzschia multistriata
Lineage: Eukaryota; Bacillariophyta; Bacillariophyceae; Bacillariales; Bacillariaceae
Source: the annotation of a GenBank genome assembly
UACAGUGGUAGGGAAUAGAGCAAACAAAUUGUAACACAACACAAACUUUAGCACGAUGAGGUCGUCUAUCCCUGCAUCUAUUUUGAUCAUUUCGUCUACGGCGACGUCUUGUGCGGCGUUUUCGACGGUGUCCAUUGCAGACCAAACAAGGAGACAACAACAACACUCGUCGUGUGCUGUCUUGAGAUCUUCCUCCAGCGAAUACGAUAGCUUUUGGAAUAAUGACAUCAUCAACCGGCGUACGAUUUUAUCUACAGCAAGUGCGGUCCUUGCGUCUUCGGUAGCAGUGGCAGGCCUUCCGCUACCCGCAAGCGCUCUGGUAAAGGGCGUAGCGCCUCCACCGAAAAAAUCCGUUGGUGACAAGCCGAAAUGCACCAAUGUCGAGGAGUGCCAGGCCAUGGCCGACAAGCGAGCCGACGAGGAACGCGCCAAGGAAGAGAGCGGGCCACCUCCACUGGUCACAAAGUCGGGCCUCAAGUACCGAGACCUGGAAGCCGGAACCACCAUCCUCGACCCCGAGACGGGAGAAGACAUCAGCACUACCGCUAAAGACGGAGAUGGUGUGGAGGUUUAUUUCAAGGUUCUGAAGCUUGGCAAGCGCAGCUAUGACGGAUUGAGCGGGGAAGGCACGGUAGUGUUCUCGCGUGGUUAUGGUUUGGAAGACGACGAGAACGCCGCGGGACAAAAGUCCUUCCAAACCACGGUUGGUUCAUUCCAAAACAUUGCUGCCCUGAACGAAGCACUGGUGGGGAUGAAACCCAACGGCCUCCGGCGCUUUGCCAUUCUGCCCCAGAAGGGAUGGGAGAAAGCCACGGCGGCCUGUGACGGCGGACCGGGCGGUGGCGGUGCCGGAGGGGAAAUUCGCACCGAUUACGUAGUGGUGCCUACGGCGACCAUGGUCCAGCAGGAAGCCUGCUUCGAUACGAACAAGAUUCCCUUUCCAUCGACCUACGCGCAGCAACGGCGGAUGGCGCAACGGUUCGAUCAGUCCCUGAUCAUGGAGGUACAACUCGUCUCCAUCAAUGGAAAGCAAUAAUGACAACUGCUAUGUUGUCAAUAAUGUUGUUAAUGCUAC